This is a messenger RNA of Manacus vitellinus (golden-collared manakin), 5340 nucleotides long. It is a transcript of the gene TEX14, whose product is annotated as testis expressed 14, intercellular bridge forming factor. The transcript is spliced from 30 exons. Gene Ontology annotation, biological process: protein phosphorylation; mitotic spindle assembly checkpoint signaling; intercellular bridge organization. The record is from RefSeq and is a predicted model, not a curated record. Bases 23 to 4342 code for a protein of 1439 amino acids. Gene Ontology annotation, molecular function: ATP binding; protein binding; protein kinase activity. Gene Ontology annotation, cellular component: midbody; kinetochore; intercellular bridge. Lineage: Eukaryota; Metazoa; Chordata; Aves; Passeriformes; Pipridae.
UUUGGUUGAUGCCGUGAAUUCCAUGGGCCAGACUUGUCUCUUCACUGCUGCCUUGCUGGGUCUCAGUAAAAUCGUGGAUGUGCUGUUGGAUUACGGCUCGGACGCCAAUCAUCGCUGUCUCGACGGGAGCACCCCAGUCCAUGCAGCUGCUUUCUCAGGAAACCAGUGGAUCCUCAGCAAGCUGCUGGAUGAAGGAGGUGACCUGAGAGCCCAUGAUAAGGAUGGGAGAACUCCUCAGCACUGGGCUUUGUCAGCCAGGAAGGAAUGCAGUGCCCAGAUGCUGGAAUUUAUCCAGCAGUGUACCCUGCACAUGCAGGCUGCCAUUCAGAAUUUCCCCUCUGAUCUGCUCAGGAAAGUUGGCUCAUCAAAGGCUCUGGUCUCCAGCCCCUCGAGGUUUGGUGGCCUUGUCCAGGGAAACAUUGACAGUGCUUUGGGUAGAUUACUGAAAGGAGAGGCCAAUGUAGCCAAGAACAUUUACAGCUUCGGUUUUGGGAAGUUCUAUCUUGCAGGCAACGGGCACCUGGGCUACUUGGCAUCUCUCCCAAUUAUUGGGGAAAAAGAAGUGGUUCAGGCAGAUGAUGAACCAGCAUUUUCUUACCACGUUGGGCCGUUCAUGAUCAUGACCAACCUCGUGUGGGGAGGCAGCAGAGUGACAGUGAAGGAACUGGGCUUGCAGCCCCCUCAGCACAGCUGGAAGCUGCGCUUGGCCGACCUCCUCCUGGCAGAGCAGGAGCACAGCAGCAAACUCCGCCAUCCUCACUUGCUCCAGCUCAUGUCUGUUUGUCUGUCCAGUGACCUGGAGAAAACCCGUUUAGUGUAUGAAAGGGUUCACUUUGGCUCCCUGUACAGCAUCCUGCAUGAAAGGCGUGCAGAGUUCCCAGUGCUGCAGACAGAGACCAUCCUGCACGUGCUGCUGCAGGUCAUCGACGCCCUGCGCUUCCUGCACUCCCGGGGCUUCAUCCACCGUUCCCUCUCCUCCUAUGCCAUCCAGAUUGUCUCUGCUGGGGAGGCAAAGCUCUGCAACUUGGAGUACAUGAUACAGAGCAAAGACAGUGGAGAGCACAGUGAUCUGACCCGAAUUCCUGUCCCAGUCCAGCUGUACAGGUGGUGCUCUCCUGAAGUUGCCCUUGAGAGAACUGUCACAGUCAAAUCAGAUGUUUACAGCUUCUGUGCAGUGCUGCAGGAGGCCCUGACAGAGAGCCCCCCCUGGAAAGGUUUUGAAGACUCAGUUAUUAAGCAGCUCAUGAUUUCAGGGGAGCAGUUGGAAGCAGAUGUCAGGCUGCCUAUGCUCUAUUAUGAUGUUGUCAAGUCAGGACUUGAACCUAAACAGAGGAACCGCUCCAUGAAGCUUCAGGAUAUUCAGUAUAUACUGAAAAAUGACUUAAAGGACUUGGUUAAGUCUCAGAGUGGUCAUGCUGAUGACAUAUCAAAGGCACGAAGACCUGCUGUUUUUGCAGAUGUGAACAUCUGUUGGGCAUCAGCUUUUAGCUGCCAGAGGAGAACAGUGGAAUUCAAGGAAAAAGAGACAGCCACGGCUGAUGGCUCUCCUGCCCCAAGAGACCCUGUUUUUCAUGAGGUGAACAGGGCUUUGGUGGUCCAAGAGGCAUCAACCAGUGUGCAGCCAGUUGCACAGGACAAAAGUCCUGAUGUGGCUUCUGAAGUCCAGACAACCCCCAGCGAGAGCGACGUGGAUGAAAGCCUGUGUAGCUUUGAAAUCAAUGAAAUCUUUGCCACUUAUCCAGAAAUUCACCAAGACUUCCUGGAAGGGGGAUCUGGGUUAGAUCAGACUCUAAAGGAUGCAGAAAGGCAGCAGAAGGAAGAAGAUAAGAGUCCCCUGGGAGUCCUGUCUGUGUCCUCUGGAGCAUCCUGUGAGGAUGAGGAGGACAGUGACUCCUCAGAGUCAGGCAGUGAGUUCACUGCAGAGGAGGAGGAGGAGGAGGUGAGUGAGGCCUCUGACCUGGCACAGGGGAGAGGAGAUGCUGGGAGAAGAGGGAACAGUCCUUCCCCAAAUGAGCAGCACAUCAGCAAGUGUGUCCUUAAUAUAAAGAUUAUUCAGAGCAUGUUGCAGCAGGCAGCAGAUUCCCUUUGCAGGACAGAGGAGAACCUGGACAGAUUAAAGGCCAUUGGAAAGCAAAAGAAGCUGCUCCAAAAAAUCAGAAUGAGUCAGCUUUCUAAGCAGAGUUUUCAAGAAGGACACUGCAACAGGUCUGAUGAUGCUUCCCAGAACACCAAUCACCCUUUUUGUGGAGUGAACACAUUUUUACCCAAAGCUGUGGGUCCACCAUCCAGUGACUGUAUUCCACCCUCCAUGACGUGUCAGGCUCAAGGAGCGUUGGGGGAAGACAAUUUCCAGGCUGUUUCAAAGACAGCCAGGGAAACACAGGCAGUUCAAAAUGAAAAGAGGAAGAGUAAAAUUGAAAGCAACCAUCAUGAUCUCGGCUGCAGCGCGAGGAAAAGCCUGGAUGAUCAAAUGAACCUAAACCACGAGCAUUUACUCCCACGUGGAUCUGCAAGAUGCCAAAAAAAGUUGAACUUGCAGUGUCAGAGAGGAGCUGAUUCACAUCCUGCAGCAAGAAGUGAAGAAUGGAGAUGGAGCUAUUCAAAGCCAAGAUCUGAAUUCUACAGCGAAAAAAUAACUGAGGAGAGGAGGAUGAUGCAACCAGACUGGAGGACUGAAGUGAAGCGAAUGGCCAGAAGAGUGGCCUCAGGAGAGCUGGAGCUCAGCUGUCCCUGUCCAGCCAGUGAAGGGACAUCUGAGAGUGAAGCAGAGAGUGCAAAGGAACCCUUCCAACACGUCACUGCUAGAGCCCAAAAAAGACAAGCCCAGCAAAGAUGUAUGUGGCAGCCAGGUGAUGAUGUUGUGCCUUGGAAUCCUGGCAGGGAGGAGAGAACUGAAUCUGAGGAGAGUGAUCUGGAGUCUGCACUCAGAAGUUCUGCAGGGAGGAGGUGCCAGUUGCCAUCACAGGAUGAACAAGCAGAGUCUGGAAUAGCCAUUCAUAAGAAUUCAGUCCUUCCUCAACAAGUUGAGAAUCUCUCUAGGGGACAUUCGAGGGAAUUGCAUUGUUCCCUUAGUUCACCUCCUGAUGUGUCUGAAGAAUUCUUCACUCCUGAUUAUUUCCUUCCUCCUGAGGGAAGUUCAGAACUAGAGACCUCGGAUACUGAGGGCAAAUCAGAAGAUGCUCGUGCAGGAUUUUUACAGAAACUGCCUAAAGAUGCAAAAUCAAGUGUUCAGACUUCAGGAGGAAAAAGGCUGUUCUGCAGCCCAGGAACACAGAAGUGUGGCAGUAACAAGCUGGGAGUGAGUCGACUGAACCAAAUGCCCGUAGUCAGUGUUGAUGCAGCACGAGAAGCGAUGCUGUGGGAGCCACAGGAAGGAUGCCAAGAAAAAGAUGUAUCAGUGGCAGAUAUUCAGGAUUUGUCCAGUAUCCCCUGUGAGCAGGAGAACUUCCAGAGGGAUGUGGAGUGUAAAACGCCCAGACUGUGUCAUGCACCGACCAGUGUCAGCACCCCCCUCGGCUCAGAAGAAAAAGUUCCAUUAGCCUUUGAAAAAUACAAACACUGCCAUGAAUUAGCAUCAGAUUUUUCCCUGUGUGGUUCUCAAGAGGCCUCCUCCACAAUGUUCAAGACAUUCACUACAGCCUAUGAAGGGGAAAGGAGCAUGGAAAUUCCAGGGGCUGCUUCAAGAGUUUGCCAGUUUGAACUGAAAGAGCCUGAUGGGUUGCCACCAGUUGUUCCAUCCUUGAGGAACACCAGGCAGGCACCUGCACUCUCUGAGGCAUCUCAACCCUCCAUUGAUGAGCUGCCUCCACCAGUCCAAGAGCUGCUGGAUGAGAUUGAACUCUUAAAGCAGCAAGAUUCCAUCACUCCAGACCUGAAAGAGGUGGGACUGCAGAACUGUGGAGUGCAAAUGAAUGUUCCCAAUCGAAUUAGAAUGGAAAGCAGAGAGUCAGAAGAAGAAUCUGAGAGAAAGGAGAAGCAAAAUCAGAGUUCAUGGACUAAGGAGUCAUUCACUCUAGCAGAGGACACAGAAAGGGCUCACUCUACUCUUGAUGAUAUUUUAGAAAGAAUGCUCCAUGCAGUUCCUGGAGAUGAGGAGGUCCAAGAACAACCUCGGGGACACACUCUUGGGGCUGCAAGCCUGCAGGAUCCAGAAGAUGCUGGAAGGAAGAAUGGAGUAGAGGAAAGAAGAGCUGGGGCUGGAGGCAGAGCGCCAGAAAGCUGUGCAGGGACUUCAGCAGACAAACACCCCAAAGAUCAGACAUCCCACUUGCAGCAGCAGCAGCUGUCUUCAGCUUCACCCUUCAGGAUAAUUGUUUUGGAUGAGAGCUCUCUCUGUGAUUAAAAUGGAUAAUGAAUAAGUUGUAACCUAUCAUCUACUUACUGCUGUUUGUACAGCCUCUGAAUUGUGGGGGUUUUUUGCCACAUAAACAGUUGUAAAGCUCAGACUUCUUUUAACUGCAGCAGCAAGUACAGAAGAAAAUCUGAUGUUCUAUGUUAUAACACUGUUUGUACUGGUUUUAUGCCAUCACUGCAGUAUCAAUAUCAAUAUCACAAGCAGUACCAAUAUUGCAGAACUGAAGUGUUUUCUCAGUAUCACAUCCUUGUGAACCUGCUACGUGGUGUUUUUUUCUCCUGCACGUGCCCAUUUUCAUAAGCACAAUAAUUUAGUUGCAUUAUGCAGUUUUUGAUGUUGCAAACAAAAUGAUUGGAAUCCUGUGGGCUGCUGGUGCUGCUCAGGCACUGGAAUUUUUCCAUGCUGGAGUGUGGAGCACUGUUACAGCCCAUGUAGUGUGUGUUUUUCCUUGCUCAUUAAAUUUAACAAGGUAAUUUCUUGUUUUCUCUUUACUUAGUGCUUUUGUGAUCUAGUGUUGAACUGAUUUGACUGAUUAAGGGGAUUAAUUGCUGUGCAAAAAGCUAAUGAGGAAAAAAGCAGUGUUCUCCAGAGAUUGCAAGUGCAGCAAUAUGUUCCCUGCCAGCAUUAGACAAGAAUAUGAGAAAAUGUGGGUAGUGUCAUGAAGAUACCUGUUGGUUUAAUUCAACCACGUUUUUGGUGGGAUGGAUAAAAAAAAAUGGACAUAAUUGAGCUUUGGAUUAAGAUAUUGAUGGGCACAGCAACUUCAUAUUUGAUAAAUAUGACUUCACAUGUGAUAAAUUCUGUUCACAUGCAGGAGGGAGGACUGUCCUGUUCCCUGUCUAACACACACAGGGAUUUUAGCUGGUUUUAUACAUCUGGGUGUGCCACGUUUGCCUCUUUGCUCCUGUUUUUGUAAAGAAAUGCUCCCCAUCUGUAACUGUUUGUUAAUUUGGUUUAACAACACUAAUAAAAGUUUCCAAGUUACU